This is a messenger RNA of Penicillium riverlandense, 795 nucleotides long. RefSeq lists its product as uncharacterized. The coding region runs from base 1 to 795 and encodes 264 amino acids. Lineage: Eukaryota; Fungi; Ascomycota; Eurotiomycetes; Eurotiales; Aspergillaceae. The record is from RefSeq and is a predicted model, not a curated record. The transcript has 3 exons.
AUGGAAGUCCUUCCCAAGAUGAUUGGUGAAACGAUCACUACACGCUGCUCGAAACCUCCAGACUCUGUUCUUUACCCCCAUCGGGACUGGAUCGUCAUGGAAAAGCUCAGUGAGCAUCCUUACUCGGUCACCCCAGAGGAUUCCGCCGAAGGCAUGGGUCCCGCAUACACCGCUGGGAAAUAUCUUUGUCGCCUUGCACGAGCUGGGAACGAGAACAAGCUCGCCUUCAUGCGCAUCUACAAACAGAUCCCUCUAGCUGGCACUGCACUUGACAACUCGAGCGUUCGGAAGGCACAGGCCUCCGAGGAUCAUGGACACGUGGAGCUAGAAGCCUUGAAGCGUCUCACAGAGCAACGAUGUACUGCUACCCCCGAACUCCUUGGGUAUCGAAUCGGCAAGCAAGACACAAACGACCUUGUCCCCAACGGAUAUAUCAUCUACCUUGUAUGGAAAAAGGUUCGAGGAGAUCCCCUUGAUAUCAAGGAGUUCUGGAGUCUUCCCUAUAACCAGCGACGAAUCAUCCGUGACAACUUCAAAACGGCCUACAAGAAAGUUCUGAGUUUUGGGUACCAGCCGUUCAUGCCACGCCCGUCAAAGAUCAUACUCGAUAAGUCUACAGGUGAUGUCAAAAUCUCCGGCUUCCGCGGGGCUGCCAUCAUUCAUCCAGACCCGAAAUGGAAAGACUACAACUUCGUUAUGUUUGCCCUGGUCCUGAUCUCCUCGAAGCGGGAUGAGUACCUUCCGAACAUGGCGAAGGAUCUCCAACUUGACCCAAGCAAUGGCUGGAGGUGGUGA